Chironomus riparius is the source of this 846-nucleotide messenger RNA. The record is from the annotation of a GenBank genome assembly. NCBI's taxonomy places the organism in Eukaryota, Metazoa, Arthropoda, Insecta, Diptera, Chironomidae.
UCAAUCGUGAAGCUUGUGCUCUGUUUUUAAAAUAAAUCAACCUUUAAUAUUUAAGAACUUAGAAACAUCUAGACGUUCCAAUGAAUAACUACAUUGUUUUAUUUGUUUUGAUUUCCAUUCUUCACUUCUCACAAUCUCAAGUUCCUGGAUUCGGAAGAUUUCCAGCUGUCAGUAUUGUACAGAAUUUUGAUGUACACCGCUACAUGGGACUUUGGUAUGAAGUCCGUAAAUAUCCAUUUAUUUUCCAACUUGGUGGACGUUGCACUACUGCUGAAUAUACAUUACAAGCUGACUCAACAGUAAAAGUUGUUAAUACGCAAGUUCGUAAUGGUGCUGAAGACUCAGUUAUUGGAAGUGCAACACUUGUUAAACCUGGAGUUGGAUCGUUGACUGUAUCAUUUCCAGAGGCACCAUUUACUUCAGAAGGCAACUACAAUGUCCUUUACACCGAUUAUAAUAACUUAGCAGUAGUUUAUAGCUGCAGCAGCUUCUUAGGAUUUUUGAAUGCAAAGUCUGUUUGGAUUUUGUCACGUCAACGAUUCCCAACCUCAGAUUUAUUCGAGAAAGCCUAUGAAGUCUUGAGAGACAACGAUGUGUCAACAAUUUUCUUAUCACAAACUAAUCAAAAGGACUGUCCUGAAAGAGUGACUUUUAAUGCUGUUUAAAAACUUAGCCUAAAAUAAGUUCAAACAUCAGGUCAACAACAUCCAGUACGUUUUCACGUGAAUAAUUGCUUUACUGUCACUGAAUCAUUUUAAAAGUCAUGUAAACUGUAGAAAAACAAGAAAUUAGAUAAAAGUGUGUACGCAGCACUGUUGUUUUAUUCAUUAUCUUAAAUUGUCUGCA